Messenger RNA from Schizosaccharomyces osmophilus, 687 nucleotides. RefSeq names its product eRF1 methyltransferase Mtq2 (gene mtq2). Gene Ontology annotation, biological process: methylation. Gene Ontology annotation, molecular function: S-adenosylmethionine-dependent methyltransferase activity; protein methyltransferase activity; nucleic acid binding. Bases 1 to 687 code for a protein of 228 amino acids. The record is from RefSeq and is a predicted model, not a curated record. NCBI's taxonomy places the organism in Eukaryota, Fungi, Ascomycota, Schizosaccharomycetes, Schizosaccharomycetales, Schizosaccharomycetaceae. Gene Ontology annotation, cellular component: eRF1 methyltransferase complex. The transcript is spliced from 5 exons.
AUGAUUCCCACUCCUGAUACUUCUUGUUUGUCAGAAGACGUAUUCCAGGAUGUAUAUGAACCUGCAGAGGAUACUUUUGCUUUGCUGGACGCUCUUGAGGAGGAUAAAGACAAGCUAUGUAAAUUUGCAGAUGAAAAGUUGCUUCUCACUUCAGAAAUAGGUUGUGGAUCUGGCUGUGUGUCGUCGUUUUUCAAAAGUGGAAUUUUGCAGGACAGACCAACAAUUCAUUUUAUGACUGACAUUUCAAAUGCUGCCUGCAAUGCGACAGCUUAUGUAGUGAAUAAAAAUCGAGAAGUAUACAAUGACAAAAGCGGUGCAUUUUUAACUGCGCAAACUUUCUUUUUACAAGGAUUAAGGAUUAGAAAAAGCGUUGAUGUUUUGCUUUUUAAUCCUCCUUAUGUCCCUACAGAAUUUGAGGAAAUCCCAAAAGAAGCCAAUAUUGCUUCCACUUGGGCAGGAGGGACCGAUGGAAUGGAUGUAACAAGUCAAUUAUUAAGGAUUGUAGAUGACAUACUUUCAGCAGAUGGAGUCUUCUACAUGGUCGCUGUUGCUCGAAAUAAUCCAGGAAAAAUUCAAAAUUAUAUGUUACAGUUUGGUUUUAAUUCAAAAGAAGUGUUGAGAAGAAAGGCGGGAAGAGAAACACUAUGCGUGUUGCGUUUUUCAAAGAGCAAUGCUUUAUUUUUCUAA